AUGUCGGACACCUCCAAUCCACAUGUUGUAGCAUCCGAGACCACCCCUCUCGUCCCCCAAAAGGCCUCCAAGAAACCUAAAACCCCACUUCCAAAACUCCAGAUCGGCAUACUCAUAACGCUGCAACUUGCAGAACCCAUCGCCUCCACUUCUAUAUUCCCGUACAUCAAUCAGCUUAUCAGAGAACUUGGAAUCACUGGGGGUGAUGAUGCGGCUGUAGGGUAUUAUGCUGGAGUCAUUGAGUCUCUGUUUUUUAUCGGACAGGCGCUGACCGUGCUCGAGUGGGCUAGGCUGUCUGACCGCAUCGGGCGCAAGCCGGUGUUAGUAAUCGGACUAUCGGGAGCUUGCAUUUCGAUACUAUGUUUCGGCCUCUCAACGACAUUCUGGAGCCUUGUCAUUAGCCGCUGCAUGUGUGGUUUUUUGAAUGGCAAUGUCGUAGUUAUGAAAACUAUGAUGGGGGAGUUGACGGACUCCACAAAUAUGGCUCAGGGGUUCGCCUUGAUCCCGAUUGUCUGGUGCAUUGGAGGCUUUCUUGGUCCUUUAAUGGGAGGAACACUCGCGCGCCCGCAAGAUCAUUGGCCCAGAUUGUUCUCCGGUUCAUUUUGGACAAAGUACCCAUACUUUCUACCUUGUGGGGUAGCAGCUUGUCUGCUCGUUCUAGCCCUUGUCAUGAUGUCAAUCUUCUUAGAAGAAACAUUAUCAAAAAAGCGUCGACCGAAGUUGACUUCAAUUACAGCCGGCGUUUCGAGUAGCCCCGACAGAGAAUCACUCGUCCAAAAACCCACGGCAACGGCAAAUAUGCCCUUGCGAUCUCUGCUUACGCCUGCCGUUGUCAUUCCGAUUGCAAACUACGCCAUGCUCGCUUUCCUCGACGUUUCUUGGAGGGUUCUUUUGCCGCUGUACUUGUCGACGCCUACCUAUCUUGGCGGUCUUGGAUUUGAUCCUGCUUCUAUUGGCUCGUGGCUCGCGUUGUUUGGGAUCGUCGAUGGUGUCUUUCAGGCAUUUUUCUUCGCCAAAAUUGUCGAUUGGAUCGGCCCAAAGCGUCUAUUUUGUGUGUCAGCGUCGUGCUACGUACCAGUCAUGGCCAUGUUUCCCAUAAUAUCGUGGCUUUUGCGCGCAAGGGGGGAAGUUGAUGGCACAGUCAUGUUUGCCUUGCUCUGCCAACUAGUGAUGGCGGUCAUAUGGGACAUGGGAUAUGGGACUAUAUUCUUGUUUAUCACAGCUUCUGCGCCUACGAAUAACGUGCUUGGGGCUAUCAAUGGCCUUGGACAGACUUCUGCGGCGGUGGCUCGUGCCUUUGGUCCCGCGUUGGCGACUUCGCUCUUUGCGUUGUCAAAAGAACACAAUCUUCUCGGAGGGAAUGCAGUCUUUAUCGUCUUGAUUGUUCUGGCCAGUGCAUUGGGAUGGCUGGCGGCGCAGUUGCCAGAAGAAAUGCAAGACAGGGAUGAAUGA
Suillus clintonianus is the source of this 1452-nucleotide messenger RNA. RefSeq names its product MFS general substrate transporter. Bases 1 to 1452 code for a protein of 483 amino acids. The record is from RefSeq and is a predicted model, not a curated record. Gene Ontology annotation, molecular function: transmembrane transporter activity. The transcript is spliced from 7 exons. NCBI's taxonomy places the organism in Eukaryota, Fungi, Basidiomycota, Agaricomycetes, Boletales, Suillaceae. Gene Ontology annotation, biological process: transmembrane transport.